AUGUCCACUGCGGCAUCGACCUCAGCCAGUCCAACGGUUGUACGCAGCCAUUCGUCUUCCCGCCCUCACGCGCAUCAUCACCCCCCAUCAUCGGAUCUUCCCCACAGAACUCGAAGCACGACCACCAGGCCCCCGUCAUCUUAUUCCCACCAACACUCAUCUUCACGAUCUCAAUCGUAUGACCGUCGGCCUCCUUCCAAUCAAGCCGCCUUUGCAAAUAUAGCACGUCGAGAUUUCGAGAAUUCUAACCUUGCCCGUCCGUCCACAUCUCGCAGAGACUCCUCCCGGGACCGUUCUCAGGAGCGCCCGCUCACCUCCCACCGCCCCGACCCAGCUCGGGCCCCUCAACACCACAGUACCCUAUCUCGACAUAGGCGAAACUCUGUCGAUAUGCCUGGAACCGUCGUUGACUCAAAUGCGGCCAACACUGCCGCCGCCGCUGCUUCGGCGCAACAAGCAGGCCACGGUAAUCCAAAUCAGCCCAAACGACGCACCAUGUUAUCCACGCCAACAGGUCAAUGGGCUCUCGGUAAGACUAUCGGUGCUGGAAGCAUGGGCAAGGUAAAGAUCGCCAAGAAUAUAGAAACGGGCGAGCAGGUCGCUGUCAAGGUCGUUCCGAGGCAAACUACUGAGGAACAUCGAAGUGGAAGGGAUGCUGAGCGCGCCGACCGGUCAAAAGAAAUUCGUACCGCAAGGGAGGCUGCCAUCGUGUCCCUCGUGGACCAUCCAUAUGUUUGCGGGAUGCGUGAUGUCGUUCGUACGCCUUAUCACUGGUACAUGCUCUUUGAGUACGUCAACGGCGGCCAGAUGCUGGAUUAUAUUAUCUCACACGGCAAAUUGAAAGAGAAGCAAGCAAGGAAAUUCGCGCGGCAAAUCGCCAGUGCAUUAGAUUACUGUCAUCGCAACAGUAUCGUUCACCGUGAUCUCAAAAUUGAAAACAUCUUGAUCAGCAAGACCGGUGAUAUCAAGAUUAUUGAUUUCGGUUUGAGCAAUCUGUUUUCUCCGAGAAGUCAUUUACGUACAUUCUGUGGAAGUCUGUACUUUGCCGCUCCUGAGUUGCUACAGGCGCGUCAAUAUACCGGACCUGAAGUGGACGUCUGGAGUUUUGGUAUUGUCCUUUAUGUCCUUGUCUGCGGCAAGGUUCCCUUUGACGAUCAAAGCAUGCCGAACCUUCAUGCCAAAAUCAAAAAGGGCGAGGUCGAAUAUCCACAAGGUUUGACAUCAGAAUGUCGUCAUAUAAUCUCACGAAUGCUGGUCACAGACCCAAAGAAGAGAGCCAGCUUGGCUGAAAUUAUGAAUCACCCGUGGAUGACAAAAGGCUUUAAUGGGUCGCCAGAAAACUACCUUCCGGUGCGAGAACCACUUCAGCUUCCGUUAGAUCCAGAAGUAGUGGAGAAGAUGACCGGUUUCGACUUUGGACCCCCUGAAUUUAUCACGGCUCAAUUGACGAAAACCUUGGAAUCCGAAGACUAUCAAAUCGCUGCAAGAUCUUUUACUCGAGAAUCAGCAACCCCAAACGCAAGCCAUGACAAAAGAAGAGGCGUCUUUGAUUUCUAUAGACGACGAAACUCAGCAAGCAGAGAGACUUUGUCAAAUCCAUCUGUCGAGGCAGUCCAGACUGGAAGUGAUCCUCUUAAUGCAUACAGUCCUCUCAUUUCGGUCUAUUUCCUUGUCAGGGAGAAACUUGACCGGGAGCGAGCUCUGAAGAACCCAGGGGCUCUUUCUAUUCCUUCUGAUACUGUCUUGAAAAUGCCCGAUUUAGCAGCACCAGAAACUGCACAUACUAAUCAAUAUGACGUACCUGGAGUGAAAGAUACCAGCAGCAGAAGCCGCCCGCGUGCCAGGACUCAUGGCGAUGACGACUUGACCGAUGGAAUCAAGAAACUCCAUGUCAAUCAAUCCGCUAGUCCAAACCCUAGCCCAACGAUUGUUACACCCCAAGGUGAUUCUCCCGCCAAGAAGGAGAGUACCGCAGCCGGUAUUUUGAGACGUUUCAGCACCCGUAGAGUGAGAGACCGAGGCCGAGAAUCUGAAAGAGAGAAACCAUUUCCACAGACUGUGCCCAGUCUUAAUGUUCAGCCACCCGCCGACUUGGCCUCGACCCCCCAUCGUGGUUUCAGUAUCCGCAGAACAAGGCGUGCGGAACCAUCGCCAACCACUUUGCAUGCGCCAGACAGCCAGACACAACAAGACCCACUCCGACCCCCCGGGUCAGCAGGAGGAAUACUUCAAGAGACCCGAUCCAAUAAGUACUUGGAGAGAUCCACGAGUGUCAACUCUGCUGACUAUCGGUCCCGCAGAUUGGCACGAAAGUACGGGGCAGAUGGCAAUGGCUCAAAUCUCAAUGAGCCGCCUCUCACGAGUGGGUCUGAUGGUCUGGGUGGCAGUGACGUCGAGAGACAAAAGCCUAGUAUUGGAGAGUCGGCUCCAUUGAACGAGACCAAAGCUGCACCUCGAACUGGGGCUACGCGGGCCAAGUCUCUAGGUCACGCACGACGAGAAAGUAUACAAGCCCGUAGAGCUCGUCGGGAGGAAGCUAGAGAAGCCACGGUCCCCGAAGACGAAGAUGACGGUGAUCUAUCGAAUACUGGAAACGCACUAGAAACACCAAACACUGGCGAAGAUUUCGCCAAACCGGUCUACCUAAAAGGCCUUUUCAGUGUUUCUACCACGAGUAGCAAGCCUCUUCCAUUUAUCCGGGCCGAUAUUAUUCGCGUUCUCAGACAGCUGAGUGUUGAGUAUACAGAGAUCAAGGGAGGAUUCAGUUGCCGGCAUGCACCCAGCAUUGACCUCGACCGAGUGGUAGAUGCUCGACCUUCAAGCCCUGAACGACAGGGCCAAGUCUCUGCUCACAAACGAAGAAUCAGCUUUGGAGGAUUGCGGGCGAAUGAAGAAGCCAGAGAAGAAGCAAGAGCGACCCAUUCAUCACGAUAUAGUCGACGCAACCAAGGCCCUCCAGACCGCAGUUUUAUUUCCAACUCUGAGGCCUCUGAUGAUUAUGAUCAGUCUCAAGAGAACAACGCUGUAGGUGAGCGUGUGGUCGGUGAGACUACGACGCGAGUGCAGAGCGACACUGGUGAGAAUCUCGUGUUGCGGUUCGAGAUUCUGAUUGUCAAGGUGCCGUUGUUUUCGUUGCACGGCAUUCAAUUCAAAAAGGUCUCGGGGGGUAUGUGGCAGUACCGAGAGAUGGCCAAGAGGAUUCUGGAUGCUCUAAGACUUUAG
Talaromyces marneffei is the source of this 3222-nucleotide messenger RNA. RefSeq lists its product as uncharacterized. Gene Ontology annotation, biological process: intracellular signal transduction; protein phosphorylation; microtubule cytoskeleton organization. The record is from RefSeq and is a predicted model, not a curated record. Gene Ontology annotation, molecular function: protein serine/threonine kinase activity; ATP binding; tau-protein kinase activity. The transcript is spliced from 3 exons. Gene Ontology annotation, cellular component: cytoplasm. Bases 1 to 3222 code for a protein of 1073 amino acids. Lineage: Eukaryota; Fungi; Ascomycota; Eurotiomycetes; Eurotiales; Trichocomaceae.